This is a messenger RNA of Pseudocercospora fijiensis CIRAD86, 1563 nucleotides long. RefSeq lists its product as uncharacterized. Lineage: Eukaryota; Fungi; Ascomycota; Dothideomycetes; Mycosphaerellales; Mycosphaerellaceae. Bases 1 to 1563 code for a protein of 520 amino acids. The transcript is spliced from 15 exons. The record is from RefSeq and is a predicted model, not a curated record.
AUGUUCUAUUUCGGGUUCACCCAGGCAGCCAGAAUGCGUGCAUGGGAGGCUCGCGCGGUGGGGUUCUCUGUUAAAAUACGCCUCGCAGAUCGGGUCCACUUUCUCGCCUCUACCGCCGUAAGUUACCACGCUGUUCCUGGCUGCGACGACUACUCCCGGCCACGUCUCAGGCGCAACCUCCGACACCGACACAUGAUGCUGGCUGCGUGCUCGGAAGUCGUCGGGCUACUCAUACCUUGGCUGGGAAAGAUGUGGUGGGCAUCUCUUGGUACCUCGCUAGUCCACAAACUCAGACGGAACCACCAGUUGUAUUCUAGCAAGAGCCAGGUCCUGUCAGGUACACGCGCGUGGGAACUUCGCACGCCCUCCCCUCGCGCCCCGCAUCAACACUCGCCAGACACAUGCUCUGCAUUAUUGAUCCGCACCUCGCACAACACCAGCGAACUCGGCAUCGACCUCUACGCCCGUAUGCUAGAUAUACUUGCGCCUCCCCGUAGCUCGCACUCGCAGUGCCAUCUACCCUUCCGACUCCGUUACAUGCCACAUCUCGGGGCCAGCCAACACACGUCGUUGAAACACCCGAUCUGGGAUGAUAGCUUCUCCUUCAAACGUGUCAGCUUGGGCGGUGACGAGUGUGACGGAGUGUAUCGUAUCGUGAGAAUGCUGUUCGUUGUCUGUACUCCACACCGCUCCGACCUUGGCCAAGCUUUCAGCGAACACUAUCCUCACCCUUCACCAGCCUUCUCCCAGCGGACUCCGAAAAGUAAACUCACGGUCAUGCCAGCAUGCAGUGAUACUUCACUACACCUCGCAUUCUUUAUUUACUGUAGAACUAAUCAACCACGACUUCUGUACACCAAUCGAGGUUUCGUUUCCAGUGAAUGGAUCUUCGGCUUAGCGCAUGGUGGCGAGUACAGAUGUACAUCUAGCCAGGUACCCAAUGAAAGCUGCCACGUUGAGACGUCAGACAUUAUUCUUUUUCUCUCUUCUGCUGCAGCCACCACUCACAAAUGUCGCAAUGGUCUUGCAGGAGGGGGCCUGAAUCGCAAUGAAGAUGGUGAUCGUGCCGGCGCUGACUCGUCGCGACCAGCCAUCCAUCUCCCUCCCUCGCUUGCGGCGGCUUUUGACACAUGCAUUUUCCUGACAGGAGGAUUUCUAAUCAGGGCGCGCCGGCUUCCGGGAACCAACAUAGUUUGUGAGGAUGGCGAGGCUCACGACACGGUCGACACCUUGCUACACCUGCAGCUCGAAGCAAUAUCCGUUUGCGGGUUGGUAGCGAAACGGAAACAGUCUGGUGCUCGCACCGCAGCGCUGAAGAAAAUUGUUGCAUAUUCGUGCCGCUCAAAGAGAUUGGUUGACGAGAGCAGCAGUGAAGUCGAAAAAGAGUUGGUCUCGUCUCUUUCACUUUCAUUAUCACAUGGAUCUUGCCCGACGAUAGACUAUUCUACCGUUGUCAAGACUAAACAUCUCCUCGUGUCACCAGCCUUCUUCUCCUUCUCUCAGGAACAUGAAUCGUCACAAAAGCUUGACUACAUUCGCAACGUCGCCGCUGCAUGCCACUGA